This is a messenger RNA of Carica papaya (papaya), 1307 nucleotides long. Lineage: Eukaryota; Viridiplantae; Streptophyta; Magnoliopsida; Brassicales; Caricaceae. The record is from RefSeq and is a predicted model, not a curated record.
GUAAUACACAAACUUACUGUAAAACUAAGCGUUUCUUUAGGCAUUUUGGAUAUUUGCUCAGUUACUUACUCUUGCUGUACGGGUUAGCUUUCGGAUGAAAUUUAGGGAUUCCUCGUCCUUGUUUCACGUCAAAUCUGAACAACUUUCAGAAUAAAGAAUAUUGGAAAGACUUAAGAGAUCAUGGAUGCAUCAAAUGCAUGUCCAACAGAAGACACACUUUGUGCAUUAUUAGAAUACUUGGUUGAUCCCUUGCUGCCGGUGAAAUCCUCUCUGAGGCAUACUCCAUCUAUUUCUCAACAAGAAUCAGUUGCAAAACAGGUACACGCUGCCGUGUUGCUAUAUAAUUAUUACCACCGGAGAGAAUAUCCGCAUUUGGAAUAUCUGGAUUUUGAGUCAUUUUGCAAGUUAGCAGGGAUUUUAAAACCAAGUUUGUUAUCGUAUAUGAAGUUCAUGCUUAGAUCCAUCGGUCCUGUGUUUGAUGAACCUGAAAAGCAGCUAUCAGUAAUGGAGCAAACGGUCAUGGAUGCGUGUAAUAUAUGCACAAGUUUAGAGGGGUUAAAAGAUAUUCGAAGCAUAGAGGGAUGGCCAAUUUCAAAAGUUACAGUUUUUCUAGUUGACUCAAAGAAGGAGAAUUGCUAUUUGCAGUUUGGUACUAUCACUCUGGGAAUAUGGAGUCUCAUUGAAGAGGAUACUUAUGUGUUUGAUUCCAACUCAGAAGCUAAAUUGGAUGGAACACAUAUUAACAAAAAGAAAAGAAUCAGUACAAAAUCUGUGAGAGAUGAAUUGGUUGCUAACGAGGAUGCCUUUCAGCAGCUUGCAUUUUUAGCAAUCAAGAAAGCAACAGGAAUUGAUCGAAAUGAUCUUAUCAUAAUGGAGGGCCAUGUUGUAUACUCUCUAAGUAAAGAAAAGACAGCUGUUCGCUUUUACAUUAUGCAGUACAUCCCACGAAAGAAUGAUGAGCGUAUUCAAAUUCCCAUCACAGAUGCUAUUCACAGUGAGUUUGCUUUUGAUUGGUAUAAAGCUGAACCUGAAUGGAAGUAGAACUGAAGGUCAGGACUCCUAGCCUGAUAGGAAAAGAGGGGAGAAAAAAAGAGGAUACACACUUGAGAAAUAAGAUGAUUCGGGCUAACUGAGAAAGUGACAUAGAGAAAGUAAAAGGAGGCUGUGAGAAGCAACAGGCUGGGGGAAAAGAGGAACCAGAAGGAAGGCGCUGAGACUUACCCAUUUAGGGAUUUCCAACGAAGGUCUCCUAGGGCGAAGGUUCAUGAGUUUUAAGAGUGCCUCUUUAGCUAUUUUGCCAAGAGGUU